AUGCGUACCCGACAGGCGGCGGCAAAGCAUGCCAAAACGCAGGAUCAGGAUGCUCUCCAACCUGAAAAUAGCGACAACCUCAGCUCUUGCUCUAAUUUCACUUCGAUUUCGAAUACUUCUCCUGUGUAUACCCGACGUCGGAAUAAGGCUUGGUAUCGAAGAGAUGCCAAAAAGAGAGCGCAGGGUACUGAUAGAGACACUAUCAGUCUCGAUUCUUUCCCCAGCGGCUCUGUGGCAACAUGUCCUCCAGCUUCAUCUCAAAACUGCCUACUUGAUGGUUCAACCGACACAGUAAUACCCAUUUUCCCCCUCUUCAACCAACCAGUUCCUGCCGCACUUGGAACAUCUCCCCGUCGCGGUGCUCCCACUUUCGAUAUAUGGUUGCGCUGGAAUAUUCAACUGAAAGCUGGGCUUGUUAAGCUUGGGUCGAAAAGAGAAGAUCGAUGGUACAGUUGGCAGGAGAUUCUUUUUCGUUUCCAGGAGGUGCAAGCAGUUAUUUAUUCCCUAAUGGAAAGGGAAAAGGAAAAUGGUGAUCUGAAGUCGAUUUGGAAAUGGCUUACAGACAUUGCGAGAGACUUGGGGAACGAUGCCAUCAAAUAUCAUCAACAACAGAGGUUUAGCGAGGCAAAUACUAUACAAGUCACUGAUGACAGAAUAUGGCUCUUGGUUGGAAAGCCUGCUACUUUUCAAAAAAGAAUGAAUGGGGGAUGGCAAGAUCAUUUAACAGGUGUUCUGAGCUGGAAUGGCCGCUCUCCAUCACUCCUAGCUGACGAUGGUGAAACCUACUGGCCAAAAACAUCUAUAUAUGAGCUAGCGAACGGCGAUGCCCGAAUCAUCGAAGGUAUAUCGAUGACUGAAGAUGGACUUACUCAAUUUUAUACCGAGGACAAUAUAAUGCAACGCAUUCCAAAACCUCCUGUAUUUUCAACCAUAUUAUCGUCCCACCGCUCUCACACUCCACGAAAUUUGCUACUGGUGGAUGGUAAAUUGGCAAUUGCAGUAGGACUUCAAGCAUAUCCAGGCGAUUUCUUUUGGAAAUGGCACCAUCUUUUAAUAUUCGAUGUAUGGAGACAAAAUCGCAACUAUAACAUCGAAUUGGGAAAGUGGUUAGACACUGUCCGGCAAGCAAAAAUGCUAGGGAAGAUGGCCUAUCCCGAUGGAAAUAAGAUUUUUUAUACCCAAGGUCAAGAUUUGUGGAAGAAGUUCAACAAGGAACUCCUCCUUCUCAAUCAAGAGAAUGUAAUUCUACGGUCUGAAAAUGAGGACUUUCGUGGAAAGCUGGUCCUUGAAGGUCAAUUUCAACCAUAUCUCCUCCCCAAUAAUGGUCGCGCUCAGGUAUCGCUGCGAUGUCCAGUAAUGGCGAAAUCAAAUAGCAAAUGGGACGUUGUUCUGGAGGCGAAUGAGUCUGUGAUGGGGAUGUAG
Hymenoscyphus albidus is the source of this 1422-nucleotide messenger RNA. Lineage: Eukaryota; Fungi; Ascomycota; Leotiomycetes; Helotiales; Helotiaceae. The record is from the annotation of a GenBank genome assembly.